CUGGGGUGGGAGGUGCUGCUAGCUCUUGGCGGGAGAGGCGGUGCUGGUGGGUGAUUUGGGGCCGCCGAGGAAUGUAGAUUUUCAUCCUGGAUAAGACAUCACAUCCAUGAUACCUUGAUUUAGUCCACUGAAAAUGAAGCAAGAUUCUACUAGAAACACUGCUUACACUGUGGAUUGUGAAGAUUAUGUGCAUGUGGUAAAAUUCAAUCCAUUUGAUAGUGGAGAUGCAUGUUCCCUCAUUGCAUAUGGUGGCAGUAAUUACGUAGUUGUUGGGACGUGCAGAUUUCAGGAGGAGGAUGCGGAAGUGGAAGGCAUGCAGUAUAAGACACUAAGAACAUUUCAUCACGGAAUCCGAGUUGAUGCCAUAGCAUGGAGUCCAGAAACUAGACUUGAUGCUUUACCUCCCCAGAUAAGGUUUUGCACUGCAGCUUCUGAUAAGAAAUUAAGGCUAUUUACUUCAGACCUGCAGGACAAGAAUGAAUUUAAGACAUUUGAUGGCCACUCAGAUUACAUUAAUGAUCUGGUGUUUGCUCCCAAAGAAGGUCAAGAAGUUGCAAGUGUAAGUGAUGAUCACACCUGCAGGGUCUGGGAUUUGGAAGGAAAUGAGAAGGCCCAUUUUGUUUUACGUUCUCCUGGAAUGAGUGUUUGCUGGCAUCCCGAGGAGGCUUUUAAGCUGAUGGUAGCAGAGAGAAAUGGAACAAUACGAUUCUAUGAUCUAAUUACACAGCAGGCCAUUCUCUCCCUAGAGUGUGAACAAACGCCGCUGAUGUCCGCAGACUGGUGUUUAAAAAAUACUCUCAAAAUUGGAGCAGUUGCUGGAAGUGAUUGGCUAAUCUGGGAUAUUAGUCGCUCCAGUUAUCCACAGGAUAAGAGACCCGUCCAUGUUGAUCGAGCCAGAUUAUUCAGGUGGUCCCGAGUGAAUGAAAAUCUGUUUGCAACCACUGGAUACCCAGGAAAGACAACUACUCAGCUGCUUGUUCAUCAUUUAGGACAUCCCCAGCCCAUUCUUACAGGCACUGCAGCUGUGGGAUCUGGUUUGACAUGGCACAGAACUCUUCCAUUAUGUGCAGUUGGAGGAGAUCAUAAAAUUUUCUUCUGGGUAACUGAAAUGUAAAAUAAGCAUUUGGCUUCAGUAUGAAACUGUACAGCAUAAUGUCUCUUCUCUAGUAAAACAAAGGUAUUUACUCUUUGUACUGGUAUUUAUUCACUUGGAGAACAUAAAAAAGGAACAAGUAAAACUUGAAACAUUUGUGUUUGAUUUUUAGCUUGCAAAUACAAGAGCUUUUGUAAAAUCGGUUAGCAUACAUCUGAUACUUGGUUACUUCCCUUAAAAUAAAAUGUACCCUAUUUUAACACGGUAUUUGGAGUGAAAUGAAUUUUUAAAAGUGUUUUUUUUAAGAAAUUUUGUAUCCAGCAUCUCAGUCUGGCAAUCUCGCUCAGUUAACACAGUUCAAAUACUUUGAAAUUCCAGACAGAAAGAACACCUGUCUCUGUAUUAACUUUCCUGACCAUCGCUAUCUUAUAAGAAAGAAAUGCAAUUACGUACUGUUACAAAA
Grus americana (Whooping crane) is the source of this 1556-nucleotide messenger RNA. RefSeq names its product nucleoporin 37 (gene NUP37). Gene Ontology annotation, molecular function: protein binding. Gene Ontology annotation, cellular component: nuclear pore outer ring. The record is from RefSeq and is a predicted model, not a curated record. The transcript is spliced from 10 exons. NCBI's taxonomy places the organism in Eukaryota, Metazoa, Chordata, Aves, Gruiformes, Gruidae. The coding region runs from base 134 to 1114 and encodes 326 amino acids.